Labrus mixtus (cuckoo wrasse) is the source of this 5646-nucleotide messenger RNA. Its product is annotated as adenylate cyclase type 1-like. The record is from RefSeq and is a predicted model, not a curated record. NCBI's taxonomy places the organism in Eukaryota, Metazoa, Chordata, Actinopteri, Labriformes, Labridae. Gene Ontology annotation, molecular function: adenylate cyclase activity. Gene Ontology annotation, biological process: adenylate cyclase-activating G protein-coupled receptor signaling pathway; intracellular signal transduction; cAMP biosynthetic process. Gene Ontology annotation, cellular component: plasma membrane. Bases 490 to 3987 code for a protein of 1165 amino acids. The transcript is spliced from 20 exons.
CACAGUCAAAUCGUCUUGACUGUGCGUUGAGUAGCUGAGACCUGUCUUAUCUUCACCUCAUAAUGCGCAGGCGUGAUCCUAUCUGAGCCCCGCAACAAAAAAAGAAGAAGCUUUUAGACGUCGUGUGCGCUGCUCUCCUUGAAACGGACUCGUAAAUUUUGAGAGAUUUAUUUUGAACGCGCAAGAAAAAAAAAAAGAAAGAGAAAUGAAGGAGGGUUUGGACGGUGAUUUCUCUAAACAGCAUAUUUCAACCUGUGGAUAGUGUGUGUGUCUCUCUCUCUCUCUGUGUGUGUGUGUGUGUGUGUGUAUGUAUGUGUGUGUGUGUGUGUGAAGCGCGUCUGUGGUCACCAGUUACAGGCGAUCCGGGACGCUCUGCCUCGAGCCUGCUGUGCUGCUCGUGCGCUUCUUUCCCCCCCCCCCCCCCCAUCGUUUGCUCCGGGAAUCCGGUGUGUUUCGUUUGACCCCAAGCUGUGAGCAGGUAUUCAGUUUAUGAAUGGCACUGACAUGGAGGAAGUACCGUUUCAGAAAGUCAAAACCAGGCGGAAGAGAAGUCACUGCCCAAAGGCUGUCCCUCUGACCACCAUCGUGUGCGAGGACGAGUUCGACUGCAAGGAGCUCGAGUCUCUCUUCCAGAACUACAACCUGAAGCUGGAGCAGACCUCCACUUUGAAAGCCCUGGCCGUGCUCAUCGUCAUGUCCUCCACACUGGCCGUGGUGGAGUUGCUGUCCGUCCCCAGCCUCACCAUCUCUAAGGGGUCCCAUCCGGUGCACUGUGUGAUCUUCGUGUCUCUCUUCAUCGUAACUAACGUCAAGUACCUGCAGGUGACUCAGCUCCAGCAGAUUGUCAACCUGACGCUGCUCUUCGGCUUCACCUUUUCCUUCCUGUGCUGCCCUUUCUCCCUGGGCGCGAUGGGGGUGGACCCGCCAACGUCCCCGGAGCAGGGCAUGUGGCAGCUCAUCCUGGUCACCUUCGUCGCCUAUGCGCUCCUACCGGUGCGGACUCUGCUGGCGGUGGUGCUGGGAAUAAUGGUGUCCAUCUCGCAUCUGAUUGUGACCGCCACCUCUGUCACGAUGAAGACACAGAAACUAUGGAGAACGUUGGUUGCGAACACAGUCCUUUUCACCAGUGUCAACCUGUCAGGCCUGUUUGUGCGCAUCCUUACAGAACGAGCCCAGAGGAAGGCCUUCCUGCAGGCGCGCAACUGCAUCGAAGAGAGACUGCGCAUGGAGGACGAGAACGAGAAACAGGAGCGCCUGCUAAUGAGUCUGUUGCCCAGGAACGUAGCUAUGGAGAUGAAAGAGGAUUUCCUGAAGCCCCCAGAAAGGAUCUUUCACAAAAUCUACAUCCAGCGCCACGACAAUGUCAGCAUCCUGUUUGCAGAUAUAGUGGGUUUCACCAGCCUGGCCUCGCAGUGCACAGCACAGGAACUGGUUAAACUGCUGAAUGAGCUGUUUGGAAAGUUUGAUGAGCUUGCCACGGAGAACCACUGUCGCAGGAUUAAGAUCCUGGGCGAUUGUUACUACUGUGUGUCCGGCCUGACCCAACCCAAGACUGACCACGCCCACUGCUGUGUCGAGAUGGGUCUGGACAUGAUUGACACCAUAACGUCAGUAGCCGAGGCCACAGAAGUCAACCUGAAUAUGCGUGUGGGCUUGCACACAGGUCGGGUGCUGUGUGGAGUGCUGGGCCUCAGGAAAUGGCAGUAUGAUGUGUGGUCCAAUGAUGUGACCUUAGCCAAUGUGAUGGAGGCUGGAGGACUUCCAGGGAAAGUCCACAUCACCAGAUCUACGCUGGAGUGCCUAAACGGAGAUUAUGAGGUGGAACCUGGAAAUGGACAUGAAAGGAACGCCUUCCUCCAAAAACAUGAAAUUGAAACCUUCUUUAUAGUGCCAUCUCACCGAAGGAAGAUAUUCCCAGGAUUGAUUCUUUCGGAUAUAAAGCCCGCCAAAAAGAUGAAGUUCAAAACUGUGUGCUACUUACUAGUGCAGCUUAUGCACUGCAGGAAGAUGUUCAAGGCUGAGAUUCCCUUCUCCAAUGUCAUGAACUGCGAGGACGGUGAUAAGCGGAGAGCGAUGCGAACAGCUCCACAGAAGCUGAGGAACCGUACCAACACAAACCAGGCUAACUUGAUCCAGAGCAGCCCGAGAACCCGGGUCAACCGCUACAUCGGCCGGCUGAUCGAGGCCCGUCAGACCGAGUCGGACACGGCAGACCUCAACUUCCUCACACUCAUGUACAAGUGCUCUGAGCGCGAGCAGAGGUACCACCAGGUUCCUGAUGAGUACUUCACCAGUGCAGUGGUCCUCUCUCUAAUCCUAGCUGCCUUGUUUGGCCUUGUCUAUCUUCUCAUCAUACCACAGGGCACAGUGGUACUUGUUCUUCUCGUCUUCUGCAUCUGUUUCCUAGUAGCUUGUAUAAUGUACCUGCAUAUAACUAAAUUACAGUGUUUUCCAGGGUGCCUGACUAUUCAGAUCCGCACUGCUCUCUGCAUUCUCAUAGUGCUCUUAAUCUACGCUGUGGCCCAGGCCUGUGUGGUGGGCUGUAUGCCCUGGUUGUGGGGUAGUGCCAAUACCAACAGUUCCAUCAUCAUCAUCGAUGCGGACGGCGGCGCCAACCACACCAUGGCAGAGCUGCCUUGUGACGGUGCCCGAUACGCCUUUCUGUCUUGUGUGGUGGGAACACUUACCCUGGCACUUUUCCUGCGGGUCUCCUGGCUGCCAAAGAUGGCGCUAAUGCUGCUUCUGGGGGUGCUGUACAUCACCGUGCUGGAACUUAGUGGCUUUCGCAAGACAGCAGGUGGGGAGUCCUCCCACAUCUGGGGCUAUGAGCCCAUCCUGUCUCUGUUGCUCUUUGUCAGUGCCCUGGCCCUCCACUCCAGGCAACUUGACCUCAAACUACGCUUGGACUUCCUUUGGGCUGUGCAGGCCGAAGAGGAAAGAGACGGCAUGGAGAAAGUCAAGCUGGACAAUCGGAGGAUUCUCUUCAAUCUUCUGCCCGCACACGUGGCUCAACACUUCCUGUUGUCAAACCCCAGGAACAUGGUGAGCCUCGCUAAUAGACACGCAGACAGACAGACAGACAAACAGGAUCUCUACUAUCAAUCAUACGCACAGGUGGGUGUGCUGUUCGCCUCGAUCCCUAACUUCAAUGAUUUCUACAUCGAGCUGGAUGGUAACAACAUGGGAGUGGAGUGCCUCAGACUUCUGAAUGAGAUCAUCGCUGACUUUGAUGAGCUCAUGGAUAAGGAGUGCUACAAAGACAUAGAGAAAAUCAAAACCAUUGGAAGUACAUACAUGGCAGCAGUGGGCCUUGUCCCGACCAUUGGUACCAAGGCCAAAAAAUCAGUUUAUGACCAUUUGAGCACAAUAGCGGACUACGCCAUCGAGAUGUUUGAUGUUUUGGAUGAAAUCAACUACCAGUCGUACAAUGAGUUUGUUUUGAGAGUGGGUAUCAAUGUUGGUCCUGUGGUCGCAGGGGUGAUUGGGGCAAGGCGACCUCAGUAUGACAUCUGGGGGAACACAGUCAAUGUGGCCAGCAGGAUGGACAGUACUGGAGUACCAGGGAAGAUACAGGUGACUGAAGAGGUCUACCGCCUACUAAACACCAACUACGACCUGGUGUGCCGUGGCAAAGUGAGUGUCAAGGGUAAAGGUGAGAUGCUGACCUACUUCCUGGAGGGGAAGGUUCAGGGCGUGGGCACUGUAACCACUUCCUCAGUGGUGCGUUCCGCCAGCCUGGCGCGUCGGAUCCAUUCCUGUGGCAAGACUAGUGUCCCGACCAAACUGGGGAGCGUCUCCUCAUCCGCUAGCCUUGCUGCUUAUGCCAGCAUGGGCAGCAACAUGCAGAUUAACGCUGCCAACAGCAGCAACAGCCAAGCGACAUGCCUUCCUUCAUCCUGCGUGCCCGCAGUGGGUGAGGAGGACGAGGAAGAGGACAUAGAGGUUACAGGGAUUGAGAUUGGGGCUGUUGCAGAUGUGUCAGUGUAAAAAAAGGACAAGACCAAAAAAUUUUAAGGAAGAACGGAAAGAAAUCCCUGGUCUGAGGCCUAGAGGAGACAGGGCUGUCCCGGUUCUCCUUUAAAUCCUAGCCACUGGUACCAACCAGGACAUGCUCGUUCAGGAUGUGAAUAUCCUGAGAAAUAACAUGGUGAUGCAGACAAUCAUAGCAGCUCUAAGGAGUGUUGAACUGUGUGAGGGAAAAGGUGAGAAGAAGAAAGACACCCGGAAUCAAGAGUCAUCUUUUUAACAUCUUUUUUCCAGAUGAUGCAGUUUGUGGUGUUCCUGGGUUCCCCACAGAUCCAGGUUUACAGUAAUGUGCAUCUUUGUUUUAUAGUACAUGCUCCAUGUACAAGGGGGUUUGGGAAAUUAAUAUCCAGAAAAAGACUGAUCUUGCUAUUGCUUUUGCACUGUCUUUCUGAAUAUGCCAAGGAAACAUUGCAUUAUCUACAGAAGAAAUUGUGUUUUUAUUUUGUUGGUGUAUGUAAGCAUGCAUGUGUGUAUUUGUGAGUGGGUGUAAGCAUGUGUGGUCAAUUCUGAAUUGUAACGAAAACAGCACAAAGUCCUUUUUUUAAAUUCUUGGAGCUCAUUGGAUGAAACUGGCUUUUUAUGACAUAUUUACACUCAAUAGUGCAUGACUUUUGAAGAGUUGACAGCCAUAGUUACAGUACUCCUGUUGAAAUAAAACCAAAGUAUUGAGCUUUCAUUAGAUCUUUAGUGUUACAGCUUAUGUUGCCUCAUCACACAACACAGAGAGAGAGAGAGAGAGAGAGAGAGAAAAUGUUGCAGUAUUCUUGGACACAUUUUGUAUGUGGGACGUCUUCAAACAACUUUAAAAGUGACUUUUUAACAGAGAGAAAUGUACCUGAACUGCAAUUAUUCAUGAGGGUUUAAUUUAAUAUUGCAUUAAAGGCUGAUGAAUGGAGCAAAGGAAGGUGUUUAGUCCUCAAAGUAUUUCUAGUUGCAGUGCUGCUAUGAAAUAAAUGAAAGCCAAACUGGAUUAGUGACAAAGUAUGACUAACAUUGCAUAAAGGACUAAUACACCCUUAUGUAGGUGCAAACAUACAUGUGGAAAUCCAGGAACGCAUACAUCAACAGAGAGGAAAUCACAUACAGGCACAAACAAUAAGCACACAGCUUCUACAAAUGCACAACGUAGUCCUUUAGCCAAUGCCUUUCAAAUGCUCCAUGUACAUUGACACAUCUCUUGAGGCAACAGAAGCUUUGGUGCAUCAUCCAGCUAUACUGUCGUCUUGCAGACAUUUAUCACUAUACUCCAGCUUCUUUGAUAAACUCAAGCUUCAUUUUGGGAAUUCCUCAUAAAAUGUAAGCUUUGGCACGUCUCUUUCCUCAAAUACAGUUUCAGAAAUGUGAGGCGCUUCAGAUAUCUUUAUAGCCUGUAUCUUUAGCAUCAUAGAACUUUCACUUUAUCUGCAAAAGUGUAAUUUCAUCAUGUUUCAAGUUUUUGCCUUACUAAAUAAGCUUACAGUGAUUGCAACCUGCCUUUUUAGAUAUAUACACUUUGAUAUGCAGAGCAUACCUUUUUGUAAAUAGCCAAAAACUGCAAACUAUGUUGUAUCUUGUACAGUGUAAAGUUGGUUUAUUUGAAUAUUUUGUAAUAAAGACAAUAUUGGUGUAUAAAAUAACAAA